UGUAGUAUGUGAAGAGGAUGAAGGGAAUUCGUCAAAGUAGUUUCUUCUUCUUCUUCUUCUUCUUCUUCUUCUUCUCUGCACGAAUGGAGCCGCCGUCUCCCGAUGAGCACCGUGCCGCCAGAGGGGGGCGCUGCUCUCCGCACAUUCAACAAGCUAACACGCUGUCGUCGAAGUUGGCCGCUUCACAGGCGCCACACGCGUCCGUGUUUCUUUCUUUCUUUUAUGUGAACGGGCCCCAGACCCACCAGACCCGGACACCGGCACAGAGCCGAACCGAGCCGCGCCGCGCCGCGAGGGGAGUAAAAUGGCGUCGGAAGAAGUCGGGGGCUGCGGAGGAUCCCUCCUCAGGCUGGAGAGCCUUAGCAGCUGUUGCUACGCUACCGCCCAUAGCUACCGCCACGGGGCUGCCAGUGUGAGAGCAGUCCCCAUCAAAAAGAAUCAACUCAAACAAAUAACCGUCAUAAUGCAAUAGGACCCCCUUCUGAAGAGCAGGCGCGGUGGCAGGGUAGCUGACGUCGCGGUUUAUAGAGCAGAGCUGUGAGAGUGACUGACCCCCACAACACUUCUCCACUGGGUUUUUUUUACAACAACACAACCAUGCCACCCCCAGCUGACAUCGUGAAGGUGGCUAUCGAAUGGCCAGGUGCUAAUGCUCAGCUCAUUGAGAUGGACCAGAAAAGACCUUUGUCCUCAAUAAUACGAGAAGUAUGUGAUGGCUGGUCUUUGUCAGGCGCAGAGCAGUUUGCUCUGCGUUAUGCUGACGGCCCUCAGCUUUAUAUCACUGAGCAGAGCCGUGGUGAAAUCAAAAAUGGGACCAUCCUCCGAUUAGCCAUUUCACCUGCGCGUGCUGCUCGUCAGCUCCUGGAGAGGAUCCAGUCCCAUGGCAUCGACGCUCGCCUCGAGGCUCUGAAAGAGCUCGCCAAGCUGUCUGCAGAUCCAACUUUUGCCGCAGAGUUCAUUAACAUGGAAGGCAUCGGGACACUGGCACGUCUUGUGGAGAGUGGCACCCACUUCGGCGAAAUGCUGGCCUUCACUCUCACUGCCUUUCUGGAGCUAAUGGACCAUGGCAUUGUGUCCUGGGACCUAAUCUCACUCUCCUUCAUCAAACAGAUUGCAGGAUAUGUGAACCAGCCCAUGGUGGACGUGUCCAUCCUGCAGCGUUCUCUGGCCAUCCUGGAGAGCAUGGUCCUGAACAGUCACAGCCUCUACCAUCGAGUGGCCCAGGAAAUCACCGUGGGACAACUCAUCGGGCACCUGCAAGUGUCAAACCAGGAGAUCCAAACUUAUGCCAUCGCCCUGAUCAAUGCCCUUUUUCUGAAGGCACCAGAGGACAGACGACAGGAGGAGUAUACUAACCCGCUGGAGCAGCACCUCACUGAAAUGGCAAGCACUUUGGCCCAGAAACAUUUGCGAUCCAUCAUCCUCAAUCAUGUUAUUAGAGGAAAUCGACCAAUUAAAGCAGAAAUGGCACAUCAGCUGUAUGUGCUGCAGGUGUUGACCUUUAACCUUUUGGAAGAACGAAUGAUGACCAAAAUGGAUCCUAAUGACCAGGUCCAGAGAGAUAUCAUUUUUGAGCUGCGUAGGAUCGCCUUCGAUGGAGAAAAUGACCCCACUGGUACUGAGAAGAGAAAGGCAAUGUACACCAAGGAUUACAAGAUGCUGGGUUUCACUAACCAUGUGAACCCGGCCAUGGAUUUCACCCAGACUCCUCCAGGGAUGCUGGCUCUGGACAACAUGCUGUACCUGGCCAAAGUUCACCAGGACACGUACAUCAGGAUUGUCCUGGAGAACAGUAGCCGAGAGGACAAGCAUGAAUGUCCCUUUGGCCGGUGUGCCAUUGAACUCACUCGAAUGUUGUGCGAGAUACUCCAGGUUGGAGAGUUGCCUAACGAGGGUUGCAAUGACUACCACCCCAUGUUCUUUACCCACGACCGGGCGUGGGAGGAGUUCUUCUGUGUUUGCAUUCAGCUGCUUAAUAAAACCUGGAAGGAGAUGAGGGCCACAGCCGAAGACUUCAACAAGGUGAUGCAGGUGGUCCGAGAGCAGAUCACCAGGGCCCUGGCGAUGAAGCCGUCAUCUUUAGACCAGCUGAAGAAUAAACUGAGAGGCCUCAACUAUUCAGAGAUACUGCGUCUGCGGCAGUCAGAGAGAAUGAGCCAGGAUGACUUCCAGUCUCCACCUAUCAUUGAGCUGCGGGAGAGAAUUCAGCCCGAGAUCUUAGAGCUCAUCAAGCAACAGCGACUCAACCGGCUGUGUGAGGGAAGCUGCUUUCGUAAGCUGGGGAACCGCCGAAGGCAAGAGAAGUUUUGGUUCUGCAGACUCUCUCUGAAUCACAAAGUGCUGCACUAUGGGGACCUGGAUGAGUCACCUCAGGGUGAAGUGCCUUUUGAACUCCUCAGUGACAAGAUCCCUGUGUCAGAUAUCAAGUCUGUGGUAACUGGGAAGGACUGCCCUCAUAUGAAAGAAAAAAGUGCUCUGAAACAAAAUAAGGAGGUGCUGGAGUUAGCCUUCUCUGUCCUCUACGAUCCCGACGAGACGUUAAAUUUUGUUGCACCCAACAAGUAUGAGUACUGCAUCUGGACUGACGGGCUGUGUGCACUGCUGGGCAGAGAGAUGGGCAGUGACCUCACCCGCAGUGACCUAGAUACACUCAUCAGCAUGGAGAUGAAGCUCCGCCUCCUCGACCUUGAGAACAUCACAAUCCCAGAAGCCCCUCCUCCUGUCCCGAAGGAGCCUAGCUCGUACAACUUCACCUACAACUACAGCUGAGGUGUGUGUGUGUGUGUGUGUGUGUGUGUGUGUGUGUGUGUGUGUGUGUGUGUGUGUGUGUGUGUGUGUGUGUGUGUGUGUGUGUGUGUGUGUGUGUGUGUGUGUGUGUGUGUGUGUGUGUGUGUGUGUGUGUGUGUGUGUGUGUGUGUGUGUGUGUGUGUGUGUGUGUGUGUGUGUGUGUGUGUGUGUGUGUUCACUGCAUGUGUUUGUCAAGGAUGAGAAUACUCCUCUUUUGAUGAACUUAGCCGCAAAUCUUUGCACCAGAAAAGGCUACUUUGAAUUUUACUUUUGAGAACAAUGGAGACUCCAGAUCUCCAUGUUUGUGAUGUUAUAUUGUUCAAAAAGAAGAAAUGUGUUUAUAGCUUCAGGGGGCGGUCAGAGGUCAGGGUGCUUUACAGAGCAGUUCUCCUGGAGGUGUUACAGAUUCAGUGAUCAAACUCAUUCAUCAGUGGAGUCUCCAGGCAACAAUUGUUUUUCUUAUAUUCUCCAUUCCUUACCAAUGGUAAAGUGCAAGGAUAAUCCCUCUAAUCCACAGUUUGUAACUAUUAGAAUGUCAAUCAUAUGGAGACAGAACAGUGUAGGGCUACUAAUGAUUAUUGUAUUGAUUCAUUUAUAUACAAAUGUUUCUAUCUUAUAUAGAUUCAAUUAUCUUUAUAUCCUCUAUUAAUUAAUCAUAGAAAAAUCUUAAAGAUAAGGUUGUACAUAAUCUAAUAAUGAAAUUAAUCUAUAAAAUGCUGGAAAUUGUAAUCACAUUCCCCAGAGCCCAAUUUGACAUAUUUGUAUUUUUCUUUUUCUUUUUUCCAAAACUCAAAGAUCUUCAGGGUCACUAUUAUGAAAAACCAAGAAAACCAGCAAAUAGUCAUAUUUGAGAAGCACGUGACCUACACAAGACUGAUCAUGAUUGACCAGAAUCAUGACAGAUGAAGUAUCUAAUCUUAUUAUAGUUGGACUAUAAACUAUGUUUUUGUCCAUUUGACAUUCCAGUGGUGGCACAGCGCUGAAACGUGGAGAGGUCUGACUACAUGAGAUUGUAGUUUAACGAAUAUGGAGUCUGUGUUGUGCUGGGAGCCGCUAGUCGACGUUAGCAGACUCCACUGCUACACUGCUAGUGUUAGAUAGCUGCGUUAGAAGUGUUGGGGUCAGCUAAACGAUUCUGUUGGCGGAGCGAGAAUAGACGGUACAUCCUCUAGGGAAAAUCUGUCCUGGGUCCUUUACAUAGGCUGUUAAAGGCAACCGAGAAAGUCUAGGGAAGGUUUCCUUUUCUAGGUUACAUUACAGUUUGUUCACACAUUGGCAAUUCAAAAAAAAAAUUGUCUCAUUAUCAACUGGUCAGUUAAUAGACUCAUUUAUAUACGCUAUAUACGAAAUACUGUAACCAUUUAGGCAUCUGUUAACUUAUGACUCGACAUUCAUGCUAGUUCACAUUGUUGGAUGCACUUCACUCCUUUUCAUAGCCUGUUAAACAGUGAGGAAAUGUGCGAAGUAUUGCUCAUAUGGCUGGCCUACCGCGCGUGUCUGUGCCGGUAUGUUUGAAGAUUUGGGGAUUUCGUGUUUGUUGCUUGUAAGAAGUAAACAUAUUAUUUUAUGACUGAAGUCGCAUUCAAAGCUCUGACAUCCAACACAUCAAAAAGCAUUAAUAUAUGAACUUUCCUGUUGAAUCAUAGUCACUGCAUUGCCUUAUCGGUCAUACACUCACCAGAUUUUUUUUGGGUAUCAUUAGCUUUUAUCCGCAGUAUGUGAAUGGUUUACGGUACAUCAUAUCACAAUGUCAUGUAGCUGUAGCUGAUAUAAGGAGAAUAUUAAGCAAUUAUGAAUGUUUUUGUGAAGCAUUUAUAACUUCUUCAACAGAUAUUGGACAUUUGAUAAUACAGUAUAUGUUAGUGGUCAACAAUUUGUUAAAUAUAUAACAAUUUGUGCUAUAAAGCACUUAUUGUACUGUACCGUAUGUACAGUACAGUACAGCAGAAAUAAAACCAUUCAUAGGGAUAUUUAAAACUACUGAAAAGUUACAGCAAUUUCAUACUGUGAUAUCAAACAUUCAUGUACUGUUUGAUUUAUAUCUGCUACAACGAUUUUUGUGCGUGUUGCAAACCAUUUGUUAAUUGUUAAAUGGUUAAUAUAAAGUGUCACCACAUUUGGGCAUAUGAAAGGGACAAUUGUCCGUAGUAUUUUUCUUCAGUACAGUGGCUUUGUUUAAAACAAACUUACUUUCACAUUCCAUGCGUGUUUGAUGCCUCUGGUGUUUGAAUUAAUCAGCGUUUUUGAGGCUGGAUUUUAGACUUCUUAUCGCACUGUGCACGGGCAGAACAGAAUUCAAAGGGACAAAACAGAAGCUCUGCCUUCAAAUGAAAGGUGAAAUUCACCUGAAAACAGCUGAGUGACGUGGCCUUGAGCAUCAAGAAUAUUUAGUAUGGCUUAUACAACGGUACAGAAACGUGUGCUUUGUAUACAACGGCCUGAAUUACAGUUGUAUUGCUUGAUGUCAUUUUUUUUGUGCUUUUGGAUUUAAACUUUUUGUGUAUUUGAUUCAUGUCACUUAAUGUCCCGUCAACUUGUAAUGUGGUACUAAACACUGCUGUCAUUUGUUAAUUCAGAAUAGAAGUAUAUUUUUGUAAGUGAUUGUACAAUCUGUUCAGCUGUGAAGAGAAUGCGUAUUGAACUAACAUCACAGCUUCACUUUGCAUCAGUGUGUACAGAACAUGCAGCAUGCUCGUCACUGGAAGGACAUUUCGCAUUGGAUUUUAUUUUAUUUUUAAAGUAUCGACCACAUUUUAAAAACCACAACUUUUUGUCAUUUAGGGAUGACACCCACUCCAGCCCCUAAUAAUGAUGUCAGUGUUAAUGUAAUGAUUUAAAAAAAAACAAAAAAAACAAAAAAACAAAACUGCAAUUACUGUUUAAGCUCUUUGUAAAAAGGAAUAUAUUCCUUUAGUUUUUUUAAAUCAUGUUUAACCUUUUCUGAUUUUCGACUGCUUACAAAUUUAUAUUACAAUAAGUCACUAAACUCUUAAUCUGCUCUCGGAAAUAGAAAAACUUCCGCUAAAAUAUAUCGAUAAACAAACUUCAGCAGUGUGUAAAGGGUUGUUGCAUUGGACGUUACUGUAUGACUUGAGGUUUUCGCAUCUUGUUCUCUUUUACAUGACUUGCUAAACUAUUUAUUUACACUUGCUAGUAACAAUAAAGAAUGACAUGUUGUUAGUUGAGAAAUAACAACAUAAAAUAUGGAAUACAUAUAGAUAAAUGUAUGUAUAUACAGUGAUGUGUUGCCUUAUUGAAAAAGAUCUAUAAUGUUUUGUGUGAAUAAAUACAAAGUGUAACUGCU
Molecule: messenger RNA, 6091 nt
Organism: Scophthalmus maximus (turbot)
Lineage: Eukaryota; Metazoa; Chordata; Actinopteri; Pleuronectiformes; Scophthalmidae
Gene: elmo2
Product: engulfment and cell motility 2
Exons: 23
Coding region: 598-2769 (723 amino acids)
Biological process (GO): cell motility; actin filament organization
Source: RefSeq, a predicted model, not a curated record